GAUCCGUCAUUUUCAGAAUCUCUCAUUAUCAGAUGAAGCUUCACGUGAAGAGAGGCAACUCUUCUUUAUUUUUGCUCCAUAUGACAUGCGAUUCGAUGGUGAAAGACGCCUUGGAUGCUAUUUGUCGCAUUUUUCGCAUGAUACUGAAAGUUGAGAGACUUUGUAGAGGUCUGGAAGACCUGAGUGAGCAUGGUAUUGCAUUUCCGCCCGACAUGGUUGGAUUGACAGCUCAGCAGAUCGAGGAGCUCAGACUCAUUGACAAGUGGACUCCAAUCUGUGUUCCAUCCGGAGGGUGCGAAUUACGUGCAGAUCCCAUUGGGAAACGUAAUGGACAUGCUCCAAAUGAGAAAAUGAGAGAAGUUUUGAAAAAAGCCAUUACAGAUGCGAGACAUAUAGUUUCUCCAAGGCAAGUUGAAGCUGGCAUAGUGAUGACAGAGAAAAUGGCAGAGAGUGCUUUAGAUAUUAUUCGUGGAGCAGUCAUGAUUGUCUAUCCCAUGGGGCUACCUCCACAUGAUCUCAUACAGUUGGAAUUAGAUAGUAAGGAAGAGCUCCAGGGACCUGUUGCCCAAGAUGUGAUUGAAAGGACAGAGGGUGAACUUUGGUUCUCAGGGAAGAAGUUGCCAGAAGAUCAGCCCCUGAAGGCAUUUCUUGGCACAAAUGAGAAAACAACAGCUGUGGUUAAGGUGGGGAAGAAAGGACAUGGUGCACCAUCACGAGAACCUGUCAUGAGUGUGGAAGAGCAAAAGCAAUUGAUGAUGCAUCAGUUCCAAAAGCAAGAGGAACUCAAGAGACUGGAGGCGGACGAGGACGAUAAUUACCUGGACUCUAAAUGGGCGGAUGGGAGCAGCCUGAAGAGGGAAUAUCUAGGCCUCUCCAACAUCACCUGGAAACCUCAUUGAUGCCAUGCGCCCGAUCGUAUGACGUAAGGGGAUGGUAAGCAGGGAAGAUGGAAUUAAGAAAACAGGGAGGAAGAACAGGAGAAAAUGCCCCCGGCGAGGCUGUGGUCAUUGCCCCCUCUUCUCAGUCUCCCGUCCUUACCGUGGCGUCGAGUUGCUCUUCCAGGAUGGAGCAUCCGUCGACCAACAUUUCGUGCAUUUGUGUUUCUUUCAUGUGACUUGUGUAGAAUGAAGUGUAGUGAGAGCGUU
Molecule: messenger RNA, 1145 nt
Organism: Darwinula stevensoni
Lineage: Eukaryota; Metazoa; Arthropoda; Ostracoda; Podocopida; Darwinulidae
Source: the annotation of a GenBank genome assembly